Messenger RNA from Neolamprologus brichardi, 492 nucleotides. The record is from RefSeq and is a predicted model, not a curated record. Lineage: Eukaryota; Metazoa; Chordata; Actinopteri; Cichliformes; Cichlidae.
AUGCAGGGAGGAAACCGAGAGACAGACCACGCCAGCCAGAAAACCAAGGAGGAACCUCCUGUCUCAGCCCUGUUUCUUCUUAUUUACAUUUUUUCAGUGGUGGGGAACACUUUAGUGAUGAUUGUAAUAAUUUUGGAUCUUCUUGUUCUUGGGUUUCCACUGGCAUUUAUCGUGGGAGGUUACUGCUGUAUCGGUUAUUCUUUGUCAAAAAUUUCUACAUUUAGGGAAAGAGUGAAAGCUUUUAAAACCUGCACAGGUCACCUUUCAUUAGUGGCAAUUUAUUUCCUUCCUAUUAUAUUUGUGUAUGUUUUUUGGCCUGUAAUACAUCCAAAUGCAAGGAUCAUAAACCUUUCUAUGACCAGUGUCAUGCCUCCCAUGUUAAACCCAAUAAUCUAUGCUCUUCAGACACAGGAAAUCAAAGAAUCAUUGAGAAGAUUGUUGAAAGCUAGAGUGCAGGCUAAAUUGGAAGUGUUUAGACUUAAAACUUUGUAG